This is a messenger RNA of Alternaria atra, 1137 nucleotides long. RefSeq lists its product as uncharacterized. The transcript has a single exon. NCBI's taxonomy places the organism in Eukaryota, Fungi, Ascomycota, Dothideomycetes, Pleosporales, Pleosporaceae. The coding region runs from base 1 to 1137 and encodes 378 amino acids. The record is from RefSeq and is a predicted model, not a curated record.
AUGUGGAAUGAACUAUUUAUUGCCUACAGCGUAUUUGCGGGUUUCGCGUUAUCGAACGUUAUACAUGUCUGCAUGCGCGGCUUGGAUUCGUACGAAAGCACCUUAUUCGGCAACCUAGGCAUGGACGGCCAAAGAUCAAUGCAGAUAUUGGGAGUAUGGCUGGCCGCUACAAUUUGGUGGAUAACGACACGUGCACAGAGGACUGAAGAAGAAAAAGCAUCAAUUUAUGGUUUGCAGCAUGGGCGACUGCAUGUGCAGCUUCCUACUGCCAUGUGGAUGAACAUGGGCUACUGGAGAAAACAUGCUACUUCGACAACAUUGAGCGAAGCAUGUCGCGACUUAUUAAAAGCUGUACUUACUGAGGCUGGAUUCCCAAACCAUGAAGGACGAACACAACGAAGAAGAUUCUUGCUCGACCUGGGCUUCGGAUGCGGUGAUCAGACUAUCUAUCUCAUGAGCAAAGAACCUAUACGAGCGUGCGAUAAAGACUGGUGGGAUGAACGAGAUCGCUGUGUCACGUUCAACCAUUAUAUUGGAAUCACGAAAGACGAAGUACAGGCUCGAUAUGCGUCUGAGCGAGUUGAGGAACUCAAACAGAACGAAAGCUCCACGAUAUCGCUCUUCUGCGCCGAUGCGUCAAAACCGAAGCUAUGGAACGAAGGGCUGCAAAACUCAAUACGACAGGCAAGAGCAAAUUCGGAUGAGGGGUGGAUAUUGGCAUUGGAUACAGCAUACCAUUUCGCGCCCUCACGUUGGCCUCUCAUCGAACACGUCCACACAGAACUCGAAGCCAACUACAUGGGCUUCGACCUAUGCCUUUCUCCAACCGCAACAUGGACCCAGAGGACUAUGCUUCGUCUUCUCACUGCACUUAUGGGCGCUCCUUGGGCAAACUUUAGCACACCACAAGCGUACCGCUCGAAGCUCGAGCAGGUGGGAUACAAGUCUGAAGCAAUAACCAUCACGGAUAUAACAGAGCAUGUCUUCGCGCCACUGGCAGUAUUCCUUAAAGAGCAAGACAGUAGACUCAAAAUGUUAGGCCUCGGCAUAGGACGCUUCGGUGUUGCAAAGUCCAUGUUCAGCUGGUGGGGAAGGACCGGAGUCGUGCGUGGCGUUAUUGUGAUUGCAAAGAAAUGA